AUGGCAAACAAGAAGGGCGCAAACGCGCAGAAUGGCCAGCAAAAUACCGCGGCAGGCGCAUCUUCAGCAUCUUCUUUGAUCAUAUGCCGCAAUAAACACUGGCGAUACAUAUCAUCCUUCCACGGUCCAUGGUUGCAACUACCACCCGAGAUUCUGGAUUCACUCGCUCACCAGAAUUAUACACAACCGCUCCCUCGGUUGAUUGACCCUGCCGUCUUCUACGAUGUAGUCAAAAUUCGACGCGCAGUCGACGAAGCAACAGAAGAUGCGGUACGCGCCUCGAACGGAAUGUCGACGACGGCCAUGAACAGUUCGCUCAACUAUCUGGAUCCAUUUGGACAAGGAGGGCCACAAGCGCCGAAGAUGAGCAAGGAACGCAUAUACAAGAUACGGCAGAAGGCUGCGCGAUUGCUAGCGAAGGCAUACUCCCUGGAUGAGGUCGCAGCAAGUGUUGCGACAAUGCAAUCCACAACUUCUCUAGAAGAAGUCGCAUUACAUGUUCUAAGGCGCGACCAGACGGACACCGAGGCCAAAUACGUUCACUUCUUCCACGAGAAGAUUCCUUCAAGGAUGAUGGAACAGUAUACUCCACUUGAACCACUCGACGAUGUCAUCUUGAAUUCACCCUGGGAGCUACAGGGUGCUCCAUUGCGUACCCGCGCUCUUGUUCAGAUUUUCAAAGGCCAAUACGAAGGAGCUGCCAGCGAUCUGACUCUAGGCCUCAGGAUAGCCCAGGAGCUCAAGAAACUACACAAGCCCGGAACUGACCAGUUGGUCGUGGCCAAGCACUUCAAAGAAGAGCAAGACCGAUGGAACAGGAGUGGUAGAGACUGGAGACAGGUACCACAAUUGAAAGAAGAAGACCAGCCAAGUAGCUUGGAGCAACAGAUGCUGUUCAAUCGCGCCGGUGUCUAUCUCAGCAUAGCGUGUGAGAACGUCCAUGCUGCUUUGGAUGGUCUCGAAAAAUCACGGCUCAAAAGUGAGCAAGGAGAGUCAAUUCCCAUGUCGGCGCAAGAAAAAGAGGCUCACCAGGUGAGACUGGAUGCGCGAAAGAAAGUCAAGACCAACGCCAAAAGGGCCCUAAAGGACUAUCUUGCCUUCCUCGGUUACUUUGAUUACACACCUGGCCUGCCUGUGGAGAUCAUCGAGGAGAUUACUCGUAGAAUCAAUGAGUUGGCGAACGGUAAUAAACAGACAACGAUACAGCGCAAUCGCUUGCUAGAAUGGAACAGCCAUUCAUCAUCAGGAAGGAGUAGUCCGACGGUGGACUCUAUAUCAUCACACCGAUCAACACAAAACUCGGAUUCUGGCUUGGAUUGGGAUGCAAAUGGAUGGCCCAGAAUCCCUCAUCGAAAGAUUUAUCCUUCCUCGGCUCUGUUUGCCGAGAAGCCGCUACCAGAUCUUCCUGUAUUUCCUUCUGCAGAACACUCGUCGCAAAGCGAGGGCUCAAUGCCAAUCAGCACCCGCGAAGCCAUCACAUAUCAUCCUCUUCUUACUGACGGGCUGCACUCCUUGUUACUAGCGCAUGCUUUGAUUCAAACCUCACCGACCGAACUUCUACGACACGCCCACAAUGCUGCCCGUCUUGCUCGCCUCGCAGAUGGCUAUCCCAUCUUUCAAGCUGCCCGUUCACCCGCACGAGCUGACUGGAUCGAGGUCUUGCGACGCGCAAACAACUGGAUUGGCUUGUCACAACCUUGGCAGAAGCUCUGUCAAUCGGCUCCUCUCACGCCUCAGUCGGAGCCAGAUGCCACAGCAGGUGCGCAAAACGGAAGUGCAUCUGCAGGUGCCAUGACCGUGAAGAACACUGUCUCCGAAAGCGAAGAACAAAAACGUGAGCGUAGAAAGCAAGAGGCGAUCAUUGAUGCUCUAGGAGACGAGCGCGUCGUCGACGAAGAGAGCUUUCAGAAAGCCGUCCGUGCUCGCGAACGUAGAGCGAUUGAGGAUGAAGAGGGUUUAAGUGGACCAUUGUAUGACGGACACGGUAAUCGCGCCCCUGCGGCCAAACGCUGGGCACAAGAUGACGGCAAGGAAUACCCCAUCUCAACCGAAAGAGCUGAGGCAAUCUGCCGCUGGAUCAAGGAGGCACCACUGAGCAUGGGCGUGAAGAAGAAGCGUCCAGUCAAGAAGAAGAAGGUGCCUGCCACGAACGGCGCGAGUGCGGCCACAGAAGGACUGAAGAACAUGCAUGUCCAUGAAUCCUCGGAACAAGUUGACUGA
Molecule: messenger RNA, 2220 nt
Organism: Aureobasidium pullulans EXF-150
Lineage: Eukaryota; Fungi; Ascomycota; Dothideomycetes; Dothideales; Saccotheciaceae
Exons: 2
Coding region: 1-2220 (739 amino acids)
Source: RefSeq, a predicted model, not a curated record